UAGGGGAGGAGGGAGGAGGCCUCUGGACUGCGAGGCCAGGGGGAAGGCUGAGGUUAAGUCCCACGAUGCCAGCCUGCAGCUAAGUCCCUCAGGCAGGAAGAUGCAGAGGAAGGAGCCCUCAGGGCAGGGGGGCUCUGAUAAAUGAUACAGAUUGGGAGCCUCAGAUGCUACCGGUAGCCUUUUCUCAGCCAGAAGCGCCUAGCGGCUGUGGCUGUGGGAGGGCCUGUGGGCAGCGCCCCCACCUCCUGGGGGAUCGGAGAGCCUGGCGGUUCCUCCGGCCUCCGGCAUUGCUGAGCUGGGGGCGAGAUCCUCCCCGAGACCGCCAGUGCGAGGGAGGGCAGCGAGCACAGGCCCAUGCCUUGCCCCUUCUUGGCCCCUGCUCCUGGCAGCCUUGGGGGAAGGAUGGUGGCAUAGGUCAGCUGGGGCCCAGGCCUCACGUGGGCUGUCACAGUCCCUGAGAAACAGGCCUCCCGCCGUCUGCUGAGGGCCCCCCCAGGGUUUCCGGGUCAGCGUCUCCACUAUCCCAAGAGCCUAAGGGUGAUCUCCACCCCCUUCCCUGUAAUGCACCAUCCCCUGAGGCUGGAUCCAGUAGGGCACUGGGGAGCAGCUCCCAGGCCCCCAGCCACCCUAUCUGCUUCACCCCGGGGGUUGCCUGCCCAGGGUUCCUCUGCUCCCACACGGAAGUUCAAGUGAAGCUCCGGCUGAAGCCCUGCCCACCCCCACACACCUCCCAGACCCCCGAUUCCCCCACCACCCCACCCUGCUCCACAGCCCUAUUGUGAGGUCAGCGCCUUCCAAUAGGUUCCGUCCAGAGGUGUGUGGUGGGGCUGGGGGCUGGACAUGGCCCCCUGUCCCCAGCCUGACUCCUGCCUGGCUGGCGGCCCUCUCGGCCUGAUAUGUCUGUCCCUUUUGCUCAUCCCUGCUGCAGCUGGAACGUACUGUGAGUGCAGCCUCGGCCUCAGCCGCGAGGCCCUCAUUGCCCUGCUGGUGGUGCUGGCGGGCGUUGGUGCCAGCUGCUUCUGUGCCCUCGUCAUCGUGGCAAUUGGUGCCAUGCGAGCCAAGAGCCUGACCCAGCCCGUGUCGCGCAGGAUGGUGGGGCACUUCGGGGUCCAGGAAGAUCACACGGACCUGCACACGUUGCACGUGGAGUCCCACCUCAUGGACCCUGACCUGGAGGUCUCCCUGAUGCCUCCCCUGGAGGCUCACGGCCUCAUAACCAUCCCCAUGGACCCGAUGGCCCCAACUCUGACCCUAGAGGAGCCAGCCCCUCUCACCCCCCCACCUGAGUAGGGCUGCGGGCAGCCUAGGGUAAGAGAAUUAAACGGUAUUUAGUGCUUC
Messenger RNA from Leopardus geoffroyi (Geoffroy's cat), 1338 nucleotides. RefSeq names its product transmembrane protein 210 (gene TMEM210). The transcript is spliced from 3 exons. Bases 841 to 1290 code for a protein of 149 amino acids. The record is from RefSeq and is a predicted model, not a curated record. Lineage: Eukaryota; Metazoa; Chordata; Mammalia; Carnivora; Felidae.